This is a messenger RNA of Biomphalaria glabrata, 2038 nucleotides long. RefSeq lists its product as uncharacterized. The record is from RefSeq and is a predicted model, not a curated record. The transcript has 4 exons. Bases 189 to 1232 code for a protein of 347 amino acids. NCBI's taxonomy places the organism in Eukaryota, Metazoa, Mollusca, Gastropoda, Planorbidae.
GAAAAUCUAUUUAAAGAACACGGAUGUGUAAAUAUUUUCUGUCAUCGAAUCAUGGUUUCCUCAACUCGGUAUAGGAUAUUUUCCUCAUGGACAUUUAGUUUAAGGUAUUUCAAGAGCCUACGUAGGAAAAACAAUCCCGAAUGCGUUACGUUCAAUAUCAGCAGUAACUUCAUAGAACGUAAAUAGGAAUGAAAGCAGAAGAAGAUGUUUCUGACACUGACCACUAUAAACAGCUGGAGCAAGACUCAUACCAUUAUUUUGGGAAUCACGAGACUCACGGAGAAGUUGAUCUUCAUAAAAUCUAUGUUACCUGUAAAAAGAACCCAGAUCAUGCUCAGUUUAUACCUAUACAUAAAUUCAGCUUACAACAUCUACCUGACAGUGAUCGUAACAAUGAUUUGUAUGAAUACAUCAAAGCUGUUGCUGAUUUGACGGUGCUAAUAAAUGUGAAAAAGACAAGUCCACACAGACCUCAGUUCUGGCCAAAAACCAGUCACCCUUAUCCCUUUUUCAAAACCAUUGAGAACGAGAAAGAAGAAGAAAUCGCCAUAGCAAAAACAAAAGUGAAAACCGGAAGUGGAAUGGUUUACAAUGUGAGCAAAUUCGAAAACGGGGCAAGACAACGUGGAGGACGACAAGGCAGGAGCUACACGGUGUGUUGGUGUAAACAAUGUGAGCAGUCAGAUUCACCCAGCACCAUUUGGUUUGAAUUUGAUGUCUACACAGCCACACAUGUGGUUUUUGAUGAAAUCGAGGCUAACCACACGUCCUUGAGAUUGUUUCAUGAUAGCGAAAGAAGUCCAAAGGUCUUGAUUGACAAGGUCAGGAUCCACGACGCCUUAGUAGAGUACGAUAGGUGUUGGAUUAAAUGUGUCACAUGCCAGGUCAGUGUGGGAGUUCCAUUGGAACAAAUGUGGACAAAAUACCUUGCUCUUGACAAACAAGUGACUAAGCAAUACACUAAGUCCAGAGAUAAGGACAGGUUGACAUUCGUAGUGUCACAUCCUCAUGGGUGCCCUAAACAUGUGAGUGUCGGCCGCUGGAACAACAUACGGGCCAUCGGUGAAAGUAAAUCUAUCAAAAGAAUAACCUACUCAACGGGUACAUGUCCAGGAAGUAGUGGAGCCAAUGUCCACUGCAUAGGGUACACAGGCGGUAGGUACAGACAGUUGGCCCACAGUGGAAGCUUACCAGACGGGUCAAAUACAAGUGGAGCUGGAUGGGUGAAAUAAUUCACAUAACUUGAUAUUACUUUACUUCAAUGAUGUGUCAUUUAUCAUUUGUAGUUAAAUGUAUAAAAUAUCAUUUGUGCAUUACUAAAUUGAAUCAUAUGUCAUAUGGUGUACAAUUUAUCUAAUGUCGUUUGCAGUACAAUAAGUACAAUGUUAUUAGUGGCCUUGUAAAAUGUAUCAAAUUCCAUACGAUGUAAAAUAAUCAAAUGUCAUUUGCAGUACAAUGUAUAAAAUGUCAUUUGUAGUAUAAUUUUCAAAUGUAAUUUGUAGCCCAUGACAAUAAAAUGUUAUGUGUAGCACAAUGUAUCAGAUGUUAUUUGUAGCCUAUGACAAUGUCAUAGUAGUGUAGUACAAUGUAUCAGAUGUCAUGUGUAAUGUCAUAUAUCAGAAAUAACAUGUAGUACAAUAAAAUCAUGUAUAAUACAAUGUACCAGAUGUCAUGUGUAGUACAAUGCAUCAGAUGUCAUUAUAAUAGAAUAUAUCAGAUGUCAUGUGUAGUACAAUGUAUCAGAUGUCAUUAUAAUAGAAUAUAUCAGAUGUCAUGUGUAGUACAAUGUAUCAGAUGUCAUUAUAAUAGAAUAUAUCAGAUGUCAUGUGUAGUACAAUGUAUCAGAUGUCAUUAUAAUAGAAUAUAUCAGAUGUCAUGUGUAGUACAAUGUAUCAGAUGUCAUGUGUAGUAGAAUGUUUCAGAUGCCACGUGUAGUACAAUGUAUCAGAUGUCAUGUAUAAUAAAUAUAUCAGAUGCCAUGUGUAGUACAAUAUAUCAGAUGUCAUGUGUUGUAGAAUGUAUCAGAUGUCAUGGGUAG